Lobosporangium transversale is the source of this 663-nucleotide messenger RNA. RefSeq lists its product as hypothetical. NCBI's taxonomy places the organism in Eukaryota, Fungi, Mortierellomycota, Mortierellomycetes, Mortierellales, Mortierellaceae. The record is from RefSeq and is a predicted model, not a curated record. The transcript is spliced from 4 exons. The coding region runs from base 36 to 605 and encodes 189 amino acids. Gene Ontology annotation, cellular component: EMC complex.
CGGAAAGAAAGAAAAAAAAAAAAAAAAACGACAAGAUGAAGUUCACGCAUAGUUCAUACCUCAAACCAUUGCUUCAUGCUGCCAAAUACCCAACAGCAACUGUGAAUGGUGUCUUCUUGGCGGAUAAGAACUCUGAGACUAUUCGGGAUGCGGUUCCAUUCUUCCACUUUUGGCACACCUUGACGCCCAUGCUUGAAAUCGCCAUGACUCAGGUUGAUCUUUACUGCCAGGCUAAUGGACUCAGGAUAGUCGGAUAUUAUGAAGCAAAUGAGAGAGUAGAUGAUGAAGCAUUGUCUUUGGUUGGCCAGAAGAUCGCAUCUCAAAUCCUUCAGAUUACUCCAGAUGCAUUUGCUAUUGUGAUCAAGAAUGACAAUAUCUCGACAGAUAAUGUUGCUUUCUUGCCCUAUCAGUUCAAGGAAGGACAAUGGCGUGUAAGCAAAGGGGCGUUCACAGAGAAGAAUGAACAAUUCUCACUUGAGAACCCAGCCAGUCCAAGCUUGGUUGUUAAAGCAAUUCAGGAUGGCCUCAGCAGCAAAUUGGCAGACUUUGAUAACCAUCUGGAGAAUGUCAGUGCAGAUUGGUUGACCAACAAGGAUAUAGCAUGAUUUGGACAAUAUCUCUAUUUUGUGAAAUAAAUAAAAAAAGAUGCUGACAAGCGUGAAU